This is a messenger RNA of Phycomyces blakesleeanus NRRL 1555(-), 312 nucleotides long. RefSeq lists its product as hypothetical. The coding region runs from base 1 to 312 and encodes 103 amino acids. The transcript has 3 exons. NCBI's taxonomy places the organism in Eukaryota, Fungi, Mucoromycota, Mucoromycetes, Mucorales, Phycomycetaceae. The record is from RefSeq and is a predicted model, not a curated record.
AUGCAAUUAAAGAAAAGCAGGAGACGGUUAUUGUAUUUGUGUUCUUUGAUUAGUCUGAUAAAUCGUUAUUUAUCUGAUGGUUUUCAGAGUACACCUUUCUCUAAACCAAUGGUACAGUCACUUCAAUUCCAUCUCUUUCAGUUGAAAUUUUUCCUAAUUGGUCUCAGUAUGCUUUGUUCGCGCUUGAAAGUCAGGCUUAGAGGUCAAUCUAAAUACACCCAUGCACUUGAAAAAAUGUACUUUUCUUCAGACGGUGAAAUCAGACUCAAGUCAGACAGUACUGCGGACUCAGAAAAGCCAGAGGAAGUAUAA